This is a messenger RNA of Sinocyclocheilus grahami, 8334 nucleotides long. RefSeq names its product serine/threonine-protein phosphatase 6 regulatory ankyrin repeat subunit C. The coding region runs from base 146 to 3361 and encodes 1071 amino acids. Lineage: Eukaryota; Metazoa; Chordata; Actinopteri; Cypriniformes; Cyprinidae. Gene Ontology annotation, molecular function: protein binding. The transcript is spliced from 28 exons. The record is from RefSeq and is a predicted model, not a curated record.
CGCUGGUGUCGCUAUUUUCAACUGCCUCACCACCAGCUAAAAACUCACUCAUCUCGUCUAUAAUCGCAACGCAAGAUUGUUGUAUUGGUUUCCCAGCCUCGAUUCCUUACUGAUGAGGGACUUUCGGCCCGAUUGACGCAGGGAGAUGGGGGUACUCAAUAUUUCAGACCAGACGCCUCUGGUCCAGGCAAUAUUUAACCGAAAUGUGGAUGAAGUGAAGUUAUUUUUGCACAAGAAAGAUGAAGUCAAUGCACUGGACCAAGAGCGCCGCACACCUCUUCAUGCUGCUGCCUGGCUGGGGGACGUUCAUAUAAUGGAGCUUCUCAUCAGCGCAGGUGCGAAUGUCAAUGCAAAGGACCAUGUGUGGCUAACACCAUUGCACAGAGCAGCUGCUUCCAGAAACGAGAGGGCUGUGGGGUUGCUGCUAAGGAAGGGAGCUGACGUUACCGUGCGGGAUAAGUUCUGGCAGACACCACUGCACAUUGCAGCGGCCAACCGAGCCACGCGUUGCAUCGAGGCCCUGCUGCCACAUGUGAGCAGCCUGAAUAUGGCCGACCGCACGGGCAGAGCGCCCUUGCAUCACGCUGCUCAGAGUGGAUACCAGGAGAUGGUUAAAUUGCUGCUGAACAAGGGAGCCAAUCUGAGUGCCAGUGACAAGAAGGACAGGCAGCCCAUUCAUUGGGCAGCUUACCUUGGACAUCUGGACGUGGUUAAGCUGCUGGUGUCUCAGGGCUCGGAUAAGAGCUGUAAGGAUAAGCGAGGAUACACCCCUCUCCACGCUGCUGCUGCCAGUGGCCACGUCGAUGUGGUCAAGUACCUGUUACGCAAUGGAGCCGAGAUUGAUGAGCCUAAUGCCUUUGGAAACACUGCUCUCCAUGUGGCCUGCUACACGGGACAGGAGGCCGUAGCCAACGAGCUGGUCAACCGUGGGGCCAACGUCAACCAGCCCAACCACCGCGGCUACACACCCCUGCACCUGGCUGCCGUGUCCACUAACGGGGCUCUCUGCCUGGAGCUGCUGGUCAACAACGGUGCUGAUGUCAACAUGCAGAGUAAAGAAGGGAAAAGCCCUUUGCACAUGGCAGCCAUUCAUGGACGUUUCACUCGCUCUCAGAUCCUUAUUCAAAAUGGUGGGGAGAUAGAUUGUGUGGACAGAUAUGGCAAUACUCCUCUUCAUGUUGCUGCUAAGUACGGCCACGAGCUGCUUAUCAGCACCUUAAUGACAAACGGUGCUGACACAGCCAGACAAGGGAUUCAUGGGAUGUUUCCUCUACACUUAGCUGUGCUCUACGGGUCCUCUGACUGUUGUCGUAAGCUACUUUCCUCAGGUCAGCUCUACAGCAUUGUGUUGUCAAUGAGUAAAGAACACGUGCUCUCGGCAGGAUUUGACAUCAACACCCCAGACAACUUUGGGAGGACCUGUCUACACGCUGCUGCCUCUGGAGGGAAUGUUGAAUGUCUCAACCUGCUCUUAAGCAGUGGAGCUGACAUGAAUAAGAAGGACAAGUUUGGAAGGACUCCUUUGCACUAUGCGGCUGCUAAUGGGAGGUAUCAGUGUGCGGUGGUUCUGGUAGGAGCGGGGGCGGAGGUCAACGAGCGUGACCGCUCUGGCUGUACACCGCUACACUACUCAGCUGCAUCGACUGCAUUCUGCAGAACGGACCGACCCCAUGCCAGCACCCAUCAGAACCAAGAGGAUGGGGAGAAGGAAUCCUUCCUGUGUGUGGAGCAUUUGUUGGAUAAUGGUGCUGAUCCAUCUCUGUGCAACACUAAAGGAUACAGUGCUGUGCAUUAUGCUGCAGCCCAUGGCAACAAACAAAACCUGGAGCUGCUUUUGGAGAUGUGCUUCAACUCGCUAGGAGACAAGGAGAGCAACGGGUCUAUCAGCCCACUACACUUGGCGGUGGAGUCGGGUCACUGGGAAUGUGUCACCGUGUUAAUUGAGUCUGGAGCGUAUGUGGAUGCCUGUGACCCGGUGGGGCGCUCUGUGCUGUAUGUGGCCUCUCAAAGAGGACAUGCUCGCUGCGUAGAGCUGCUGCUCUGCCAAUCAGCAUCUUGCCUGCUCACAGAGCACCGCAGCAAAUGGGGCCCUCUUCAUGUUGCAGCUGCCAACGGCCACUCAGAAUGUCUGCGGAUGCUGCUCUGUAGCGAGGGGGGAGCCGACCUAGUUAAUGUUACAGAUGCAGAGGGACAAACACCACUAAUGCUGGCAGUGCUGGGGGGACACACUGACUGUGUGCAUCUGCUGCUGGAGAGAGGAGCUUGCCCUGAUAUGGGAGACAGGAGAGGAAGAACAGCCUUACACAGAGGGGCGGUGAUGGGUCGGGAGGACUGUAUAACCGCCCUGCUGUCCCACAGUGUCUCAGUCCUCAGCAGAGAUUUUCAGGGGCGAACCGCAGUCCAUCUGGCCGCUUCUUGCGGCCAUGCUGACAUUCUCUCCAAUCUUCUUUCUGCUGCUGACCACUCCCACCCCCACGACCCAAUCACCGACCGCCACGGCUACACACCCGCACACUGGGCAGCCUAUCACGGUCAUGAAGACUGUUUGGAUGUUUUACUUGAACUUAAACCAUGUAGUAUCCAGGAGGGAAACCCCUUCACCCCACUGCACUGUGCUCUCAUUAAUGGCCAUAGUGGUUCUGCAGAGCUGCUGUUGGAAUCCAGUGUUUGUAAUUCGCUGGUAAACAUCAGGGAUGCCAAAGGAAGGACCCCGCUUCACGCAGCCGCAGUUGCCGAGGACGUGGCUGGGCUGCAGCUGGUUCUGCGGCACGGCGCUGACAUCAACGCCGUAGACCACUCAGGGCGUUCUGCACUGAUGGUGGCCGCCGACAAUGGCCAAAGCGGUGCUGUGGCCCUACUGCUGCACAGAGCCAAAGCUGACCUGUCCCUCCUGGAUGUGAACAAGAACACUGCCCUGCACCUGGCCUGCAGCAAGGCUCAUGAAAUGUGUGCCAUGCUGAUCUUGAAGGAGAUCCACAACCCUAUCCUCAUAAAUGCAACCAACAGUAUGCUUCAAAUGCCCCUCCACAUUGCCGCCAGGAAUGGUUUGGCCACCGUGGUUCAGGCCUUGCUGAAUCGUGGAGCCACAGUGCUGGCAGUGGAUGAGGAAGGUCAUACGCCAGCCCUGGCUUGCGCAUCCAAUAAAGCUGUUGCUGACUGCCUAGCUCUCAUUCUGUCAACCAUGAAGCCUUCCUCCUCCACGUCCUCCUCGUCCUCACCGUCGUCUCCCAGCCUCAACCUGCUCAAGCACUGUGGCAUCACCGCCGUCUGUCCCCCCCUGCCCAAUGGAGGCCUUCGCCAUGGUUACGUCAAAGAUCGCCAUGGUGCUACUAUCGGCUUGGAUGGCUACUUGACCGAGUAAGGCCUUCUUACUCGCUAAAAAAAAAAAAAAAAAAAGCUUGGUUUGGUCCUCUCUACACACCUAGAUAAACCUAUAUGCAAUUACAGCCACACAUCCCUCCUAUGCCAGUAUCAAAGCUUUUCUUCACAUCUCAGUAGAGAGUGAACAUGAGAGGACGAAUUUAGCUAUUUAUUUCUAUUUAUUUUCCCCCGCUUCCUUUUCCUCCCACCCCCUGACUCCCAUUUUAGAUGCUGUCCAUUCAGUACGAGUCUAAAAUCUAAAAUUUGAAUCUAAGCCAUUUAUUCGAACCAGUAUCCAUCACUGGCGAGUCAGUCCUUUAUUUCUUCUCCAUUUGCAGUCGAUUCGACUCGGUUCAUGUUAGAAUUAUGCAGCUGUGUGUCUCCAUGGUAACAGUGAUAAUGGAUGGGUUUCCAUAUCAUGCCUCCAAUUUGCGUGAUGCUGUGGCCUUGCAUAGGAAUUUACAGCCUGCCCUGAGGAACAAUUUAAACGGGUUACACUAGAUUUGCGGGACCAUGUAUUUGAUAGUGGUCUUGUGUUUGUGUGUGUGCGUGCACGUGUAUGUGUGACAUCCACUUUUGCGCAACAGUCCAAGAUUUUCAUCCCAUACUUGAUUUAUUACGUUUCCAGGUUUUUAUGUGAGCUGCAAUCUGAUUUAGCACAGAUCAGGAAAAACAAACAACCUAACAGAAUCAGAACAGAAGGGAAACCAUACUACCUUAAGCCAAAAGACCAAUGACCUCCUGAGAGAGGGGUCUGAUAUAUAAUGCUUGUUUACUUGUUAGAGAGAAAAGGGAUAGUGUUUGGAUGGGUUUUGAGGUUGAACAUUCGUAUUAGGUAGUCCAGAUCACUGUUUGUAGGUGUGCAGAAGAAAGAGGAGUUAAAAGUGUCUUGAUUUUGGCCGUUAAAACAACAUUUUGAAGAUGCUACUCUAAGGAAGUAUAGAAAGCACAAACAUCAUUACAGAUGCAAACGUCAUACACAGUACUUGCUCCUUGGGACCUUUGGUUUUAUUUGAUUUGCUUUUUGGGCCUAAAAAUUUCUUCAAGUAAAUGUACUGCUUUGCUAUAAUAUUUAGUGUGGAGUUGCUUUCACAGUGCCUACUGAAUUUAGUUUUGUCUACCUAGGGUCCAGUCAGUUAAACACACCAUAUGCGCUCCCUUGAAGUCGUCGAAAUGGUGCUUCGACCAGUGAAACAUGAGUAUUUCACUAAAAUCCGUUAUGAAUUGAUCACCUGAAUAGAUGAACAUGUGAUUUCAUAUAUCAGAACCCACUUGGGUUGUUUUAGACUUUGAGGAGUGUGUAUAUGUCGAGUGUUUAUGCUGACUGGACCUUUUUUACAUUUGUUUAUGGUGUUGGGGAGCAGUCAUGGGUAUGACCAAAGUCGAGCAAUUUCUAAUUACCUUUUUAAUAGAAACUAAUAGAUAUCCAAAAAGGCAUUCUCUUUUUAAUUGAAGUAAAAAGUACUUAACAUUCACCCCUGCUCUUUUUAAAAUGCUUCCUUAUUGCCAAAGGUGAAUUGAUUAACAAAGUUAAGGUUGUGCUUCCAUUAGGUUUUUUGCACUUAAACACAAAAUAAGAACAUUGUGAAUGAGUGUUUGAAACAUCCCUUUUUUUUGUUUGUGCACCACAAACAGGCAAUAUAUGCUCAGUCAGUAAUGAGACAAUCAGUUGAAAGGGCUUUUAAUUUUGCCAUAGAUUUCUUUUUUUCAUAAACACGCAAAAGCGUCAUUUUUUUUUUUCAAUUAGGAAGAGCUAUACAAAUCUAUAUCUCUUAAUUCAAGCAUACUUUCAGGCGUGAAAUGUGGACUUGUUCUCAAUUAUACCAAUACUAUUGCUUUCAUUACAGUAUAUCAGGAUUUUAGUGAUUUAGAGUAGCUUUGAAGUAUUGUAACAUUAACUGAUAUUUUAUGGGUGAAUGAAGGUGUGUAGACAAACAAAAUGGUAACGUUAGAUGUUUAAAGGCUGUGUGGAGAGCAUAUUUAUACUGAUUCACGAAAUUACCUCUUCCUCUUUGUAAUGACAGGUUUUGGCUGCUUAAACAAGUUUCUCCACUCCACACAGACCUGAUAUAAAGCACUUGCUUGUUCAGUAACAAAAAAGGAUGAAAAAAAACGCUUUUGCAUCUGUCACAAGCUGUAAAUGGGCAAAUAUCUGACUUCUACUUGCAAGAGUACAAAUGUGCAUGUGUGCAAAUCAGAUUAGGCAAGUUAUAUCGCAGUGUUUUGCCUGGGAAAUAUUUCUAAGUGGGCUACAUGACUAAGAGGAAGUCCCUCAUGGGAGUUUAAUUCAAGCUUAUUUACCUGUACUUGAGCUUGACUUUUAUCACGUACAAUAACUUUUGCUGUGGUUUGGUGGAGGAAAUCAGUGCGUGUGUAGACCGCAACAGGGUAAGGAAGUGCAAGUUGAGGAGAGCUUAAAGUUAUUUGCACUGCCAGUUAUACUGCUUGUAGUUGUAAAAAAAAAAAAAAAAUUAUUUAUAAAUUUAGUCCAGCUAGUCAUACCACAUGUAGUUGAGUUCGAAAAACAAGUGCCCGUGGAGCCUGUGAUUAGUAAUACAUUUCAUUUUGGUGCAAGAAAAAGUGCUGCUUUCGAUUGUAUCUUGGAGCUAAUUUUUUAGAGGUGAUCUUUGUCUAUUUAUUAGCGAAAAUAAUUCUUAUCCAGCCAAAACAAACUAAAACGUACUUGUUUAAUUCCUCAAAUUUCUCGUUGUCUUAUUGGCAUUGCACUAAAAUCGUUGAAUUGUUUUGUCGAAUGUAUGCCAUGAUGGUAGCAGCUUGCUUCGAUGUUGGUGAAAAACUUGUAUGCAGUAGUUAGCGAUUAAAUAAUUAGCUUGACAACAGGAGCCCUUUCAAAACUUUUAAUAGAGUUGGUGCAUUAGGUGUUCUAUGUACGAACAUUAAGGGAACCGGUCACAAAGAGGCAAGACUUUUUUGUAGGGUAGAGUACUGAUAAGGGGGGUUUCCUCCCUAAAUCAUUUAGUGCCAUAACUUUUCUUUUUCCUUUCUCAUUUUGAUACGUUUGUAAAAAUGUGAAUGAAUGAUUCCUUGGGUUCAGUUUUUGAGUGUGCGUCAAGACCAUUACCAAAAAAGAAAACGAACGAAGUCCAAGCUAACAUAAGCUACUGUGCCCAUUAUAUUUUUUGGAGAUCCACAUAGUGUUAGUUAUUGUAAAAUACCAGUACGUUCACAAUCAGACUGUCUAAAAAUGUCAGUAUAUACUAAGCUAUACUGAUGGGCUGGUUAGCCCUUGGUGGAGAUCACCUCCAUCUGAAAGCUUUUAUGGCUAAGCCAUAACUUAGCAUUUGCCCUUAUAAAUGGAGAAGCCGGAUUUGAGUCAUUCAGUCAAUGGCUAAUUCAAAAAUUAUAUUUUAUAAAUGUUCCAUUGUAAUCGAUAGUUCCCACAAACCAUUGAUAAUUUGAGGUUUAUUUCUAAGCAAUGGAAUUACGAAAUGCCUUAAUUUCAUUAUUAACCGAAGGGCAAAUUUGACAUUUACCAAAAUGACACCUUUACAUAGCUUUUCUUGUUUUAUUCUGGAUCAGCAAAUUGUAAGCUUGUUUUUUGUUUGUUUUUACGCAACUUUGCUAUGAAGGGCCCGCUUUCAUUGCCUGUUGACCAAGUUAUAAUGGUUGCAAUUACAUGCAGGCAGUUGGAAACUAGAGUCGUCUAAUAAUUGUAACCAUUUUGUUGGAAAGCAGAUUAAUUGUAGCUAACUCGGUGUCCUUAUUGUAUGUCCAUCCUCGCAUUUGUGUAUAGAUAUAAUUUUUUUUCUCGCAAAGGUAUUAAUGGCUGAUAGAAUGUCUGAUUUACCUCAGUGGACCUCAGCGUCCCUACUACUUGAAGACGCAUCCAUUUAAGGCAAUACUCAAAACACCCGUUUCAUUUAAUCUAUGUCUAUCUCCCAACUUUUUGCCUUAAGAGGAAACGGUAUAGUUCAGCAGUCGCAGCACUUGAGAGAUUUUGUCAUUAACCUGGGAUCUCGUUUCGAUGAGAUUCAUAAGAAGCACACUGUUCUAUAGGUUGUUUUGCUGAAAGAUGUACCAUAAUGGCUUCUGGCCUCAAAAUAAUAAUUUUCAUGGAAUUUAUUAGGAGUUUUUGCACUAGAACAUAGAAAGAAAAAAAAAGUCUUUUUUUAAUACAUUUGUUUCAAAUAUUUAGCUGUAAAAUUUAUUUUGGAACAGCUAAUGUUUGACCAACUUUACUCAUUAAGCAAAAAUCUGAUAAUGUUGGGUUUAGGUUCUCCUAAAUUAAGCAUUUAAAGUACUGAUUUAUAAAAACACCAAUUUGCAGAAAAAAUCAGUAUGGGAACACGGGUAGUGAAUGGUAAAAGAUCUGGCAAUACAUCUAAGAAAAAAAAGUAUGUAUUAUCCAAUGCUAAAUAAUUUUAUACAGGACAGAAUAGAUCAAUUUUCUCCCCAUUUUUCUGUGUCUUAGUUGAAACAUUUAGGUAGUAAAUACUUGUGAUGUUAUAAAUGCAAAUAUUUCUAACAAAGUAAAUAAGAGCACAAGAUGUGCUGUACAUAAUUCCUCAAGAAGUGUGGUCGGAAUUGCCUUGACGUGGCAAUCUUACCUCGUAAACUAGCUGUCCUUAAAAUCUAUCGUGCUAUAUAUAUAUAUAUACUAGUACAUGAAAUUUGGAUGGGCUUUUAGCUACGCAUGUGCCGUGCAACUGGAAUCCUAAGGUCACAUUCUGAGGCCUUGAAAUGGAAAGCAUUGACUUUUUCAAGGGGUGCUCUUGAACUUGAUGAUGUCCUUCACCCUGGCUUAGUGUUACUUCAUGUUUCUACUCAGUAAGCGCUAAUAGUUCAAAUUGUAAAUCUGCAAGCGAAUGAUUUAAUCAAAAAUAGCUGCUUUUUGUUGUUCUCACCAGCAGCUUGUUUUCAUAAGGCUAGUUAGAAAACCACCGGAGCCUGACUGAGUGGCUGACCUGACAGGGCACGUAGGGAUCCCUUUAAAAAACAUUUUCAUAUUUAAAA